Plasmodium gallinaceum is the source of this 4134-nucleotide messenger RNA. Its product is annotated as conserved Plasmodium protein, unknown function. The coding region runs from base 1 to 4134 and encodes 1377 amino acids. The record is from RefSeq and is a predicted model, not a curated record. The transcript has a single exon. NCBI's taxonomy places the organism in Eukaryota, Apicomplexa, Aconoidasida, Haemosporida, Plasmodiidae.
AUGGAUUACAAUGGAGACAUUUUAGAUAUAGAAAGAAACAAUCUAUUAGUUAAUCAAAUAACUAAAAAUGGUAGAAAAUUUUGUUACAAGCUCUUCUUAUUUAAAAUGAGAUCAAAAAGUGACAAAUUGAGGCAUUACGAAAUAAGUAAUUCCGUUACAUCAGAAAAUUUUAUAAAAGCAUAUUUAACAAAAGAGUCAAAUUUUAUAUUGCUUUCAAAUAACCGAUUUUAUAUGUAUGAUAAUGAAACAAAAAAAAAACGUUGCUUAAUGAAUUUAAAUGAUUCAGAACCUAUAGAUUUUAUAUAUUUCAAAGAACAUAUAAUUUUUAUUCAAAAAAAUAAGUUUUCCUUGUUUCAAUCAAAAGCAAAUGGAAAAUGUAAUGUUAUGCUAAAUUUAAAAGAUACUCCCUUGAAAGUGAAUUUUUGUUCAUAUAAAAAUAUUUUAUAUUUAAGCACUUGUAGAAGAUUAUAUUUUUUAAAGUUAAUAUAUUUGAAAGAUAAAACAUUAAAAGUGAAAAAUACAAAUAUGAGUCUUCCAUUCAAGAGUAAAAAGGAAAAAUAUUUAUAUCACUCUUACAAAAAUAAAUAUUAUAAACUUAACAAGGAAUAUAAAGAAGUUAUACACGUUUGCAGUUACUCAGAUAAAGACAUAACAGUAUAUAAAUUUGUAAAAGGAAAAUAUAAGAAUAAGAAAAAAUGUUUAGUAAAAUUAUCAGUAAAUAAACUAAAUAAUGAGAUAAUAAAAGGAGGAUUUUUUUUUAAAAUUAAUGUAUUUGAUAAAGAAAAAAAAAUAAAUGAAAACAUUGGUAAUGAAAAUAAUGAUAAAAAAGAAAAUACUUCACAUGAAUGUCAUAUAAUAAAUUCUAUAACAGAAGAAAAUAUAUUAAAUAGAGAAAAAUUGAAAAAUGGAAAUGAUAAUGUAUUACUUUCAUCAACUAACUUAUUUUCAGAUGAUAAAAGAAAAGAAACAGAGAGAGAAAAUAACUCAAAUAUUUCUUUAAACUCUUUAAAUAUGUGUGAACAUAGCGAAAAUAGAGAAAACAAUAUCCCUUUCGAUUUAAAUGUAUGUAAGGAAAAUGAAAAUAGUAAUAUGAAAGAACAGGGAAAUAUUUGUAAUUUAAAAAUUAAGGAAAAUAUUAUUAAAUUAUAUUUAUUGAUUUAUGGUGAAAGUGGAAAAAUACAAAUAUAUUUUAUUGAUUAUUUGAAUCAAGAAAGUUUUAAAUUUGGUUUCGCAAAUAUUAAGAAAAACCCAGUUUUAUAUAUGCAAUUACCAUUUAAAACAUAUUUUAUAUAUAAUGUUUCUGAUAUAUUCUCAGAAAGAGUAGCAAAACAAAAAAGUAUAAUACAAAAAAAAAAAAGAUUAUCAUCAAAUUAUAAUAAGUACUUAGAACAUAUAAUGAAUAAAGAGAUUUAUAUUAAUAGUAAUUUUUUCUUUGAUGCAGUUGCAAUGAAUGAUAACACUGCAAAAAUAUAUACAAUUCAAAUUAAUCAUGAUUUUUUAUAUACUUUUCAAAAUAAUACAGAAUCAAUAGAAUUAAAUGUGAUUGAUUCAAACAAUAAAAUAAUAGCAGUGAAAAAUAUGAGUGAUAAUGAAAAAAAAAAGAAUUUAAUAGAUAAAGUUAUAAAUGAGUCUAAAUUUUCUUGUUAUUCAGAUAGUGAUUCAUAUAUAGAUAGUGAAAUAACAUGGGAAGAUAGUGAUAAUAGUGAUAAAAAAUCUUCUUAUAAUGAAAGUGAUUCUUUAAUGGAGAGUGAUUCAACAAAUGAUGAAGAUAAAGAGAAAUUAAAUAGUGUUAAUAAUUUUGCUAAUAAUAUGAAUAUGGAAAAUAAACAAAAUCUCUUAGAAAUUCAUCUUAAUGGAAAUAUAACAAAUGAAUCACCUGAUGUGGAAAUUAAAAAAAUAAAAGAAAUUAAAUCAAGUGCAGAAAGUAAAAAAAGUGUUAAUUCUUCUGUAAAUAAAGAUAAUAUAGAAUUUUGUUCUCAAGAAUAUUGUUCCGAUGAUGAUAUAUAUAGUUGUAAAAACAAAAUUAUCGAUGAAAGUUAUGCAUUGGAUAUAAAAAACUGUGCAAUAUCUAUAGAUGAAAAAAAAAAAAAGAUUAAUCAUAAUGAAAAUAUGGAGAAUCAUGCAAUACUAGGUAAUAAUGAUCAAGAUAUAUACAAUGGAAACUCUCUUUUUUUAAAUAACCAUAAUAGUAAAUGCUUAGAAAAUGAGAACAUAAAUUUAUUAAAUGGUAACACUGAUAAUUCAAAUUUUUAUUUAAAUGAAGAAAAUUUAGAAAAUUCUUCAGAAUUUGAAAUAAAUAAAAAUAUAUUGAAAAAUCAAAAUAUGCUUUAUUCAACAAAUUCCAAAAAUUCAAGCGAUGAUUUAUGCAUAUCUUCAUCAUCAUUAUUAAAUAAAGAAGAUUUAAGUUUGGAAAAUUCUUAUGCAAAUGAAAAUAAAUUAGUAAAAAGUAAAGAUGAAGAAUUAUACAAUGAAGAAGAAAAUAUAUAUGAUAAAAAUCUCAAAGAUGAAAAUGAAAAAGAAGAAAUAUUAUUGGAAUUAAAAAAAGUUGAAGAAAUAUAUUCAUACAAUAAAAGUCAUGAAUUUAAUCUAAAUAAAAAAGAGGAAAGUAAUAUAAAUAAAAGAGAAGAAACCAUUAUUAAUAAUGAAAAUAGCAGUACAAAUAAAAAAAAAACAAUUAUAAUAAAUGACGAAAUAGAACACAAAGAAACAGAAAAUGAAAUAAAAGUAGAAUUAAAGCAAGUAAAGCAAAAAAGAAUUGAGAAAAAAAGACCAGAAAAGAGAGUUAAGGAUGUAGAAGACAAAAAAUAUAAAAAUGAAGAAAUAGAGUUGGAUAUAAAGGAAAAAAAAAAUGAGACAAAAGAAAAUAUCAAAAUAGAGGAUGAAAAAAAAAAUAUAGAAAACAAAGUAAUAAUUGAAACAAUAGAGGAAAAUUUUGAUAAUAUAGAGAAUAAAAAUAAAAACAUUAAAAAAAAAAAUAUGCGUACAUAUAUAAAUGAAACGGAAACAGAAUCAGAUAAAGAAGGUAAAAAUAUCAAAGAAAAUAACAUGAAAAAAAGUAAGAAAAUAAAAGAAGUUGAAAUAAGUAUACAAGAUGAAGGGGGAAUAAAUAAAGAAAAUGCAAUUACAGAUGAGCAAAAAGGAAUUACUAUAAAUGAAGAAAUGAAUAAACAAGAUGUACUUAUAAAUGAAAAAGAAAAAUUUAAUAAAAAUAUGAAAUUGAAAGAAAAAAAUAUAGACAAAGAGAAAGAAAUGUAUAACGAAGAUAUUAAAAAAGAAAAUGAAAGUACAGAUAAAGAAAAAAAAAUUGAUGAAAAUGAAAAAAUGAAUAAUCAAAAUGUAUACAUAAAUGAAGAAAAGGAAAUAUAUGAAAAUAUUAAAUCAGAGAAGGAAAAUACAUGUGAAGGGGAAAAAAUAAAUAAAAAUGAAGAGAUAAAUAAAGAAUGUAAUAGUUCAAAUGAAGAAAAAGGAAAUGAUGAAAAAAAAGAAAAAAUUAAAAAAAAGAAAAAAAGAAACAAAAAGAAAGAAGAAGAAGUAGUAAAGGAAGAUAUAGAAGAAAAUAUUUUAGAAAAAAGUAAAAAGAGGAAAACAGAUGAUGAAUUUUCAUAUGAUAGAAGGGAUUUUGAUAAUAAUUCUAGUGAUUUAAAAAACAAUUAUAAUCAUGAUAUGAAUAAUAAAUUAGAUAAGGAUUUAGUUAAUUCAAAUGAUAAAUUUUUGGUAAUUUCAUCAAUGAUUAAACUUAAUAUAUCAUUAAAAAGAUAUUGUAACGUAAUAGACUUGAUUAAUACGAAAGACGAAAAAUUAAUUAAAAAUACAAUUAUAAAUUUAGGAAAAAAACAUUCAAUAAAACUUUUAGAAUUCCUUUUAAGUAGUUUAACAAAAAGUAAAUUUUUUAUUAACACAUUUUAUAUAUGGAUUAAAACCAUAUGCAAAGUACAUAAAAGUGUAUUAAAAGAGAAAACAAAUCGUAGAUUAGUAACUAAAAUUUCAGGUAUUGCAACAAACAUUCUGAAAAAUGAAUAUAUGGUAAAACAUGUUGUAGAAAAAAUAAAUUAUACUAUUGAUAAUAUUAUAAAAAAUCAAGUUUUCGAUAAUGUAGAAAAUCUUAAUUAUAAGGACGGAACUAUAAUAAAAUAA